UUAUUAAUUUAGAAGGUGUUUUUAUCCAAAAGUCCAUAUGUAUUAAAAAUUUAAAAUACACAAAAUGUAUGAUACUUUUUCAAUUGCAAGUAAAAACUUCCCCAUGUGACAGCAGUAGUCUGUCCUAUAUAAAGCCCGGUGAUGCUCCACGAGCUCAUUCAGGUGCGGAGAGUCAGAGGAGUGGCACAGAUUCACGCAGCAACCGUUUUUAAGUCUGGGAAUAAAGAGUUUAUGCGCCUAAAAAGGAUCGCAGGCUGCACCUGUAGGGUGACUUCAAGGAAAACAUUUGUGUAGCGCAUGGAAUCUAAUUGAAAUUGUAUGGGUGCGUAAAGCCGUGCCAUGCAGGGGAACAGCAGCGCGUUGGCACCGAGUUUAGCGGCAUGCGGUCCGGCACUGGACGAGGGCGAUGCGCUGUCGAACCGGAUCGCUCUCCACAACCUGUCGCUCCGCUGCUGGCUGCAGCUGCUCUCUAAAGAGUCCGCGGCGGAGCUCUACGGCGACAGCUCGAGCAUGGCCAUGCGCGUCGUGAUCGCGCUCGUCUACCUGGUCGUGUGCGCGCUGGGGCUCGUCGGGAACCUGCUGGCGCUUUACCUGCUCCAUUCGCGCCACAGACUCAAGCAGUCGUCCAUCAACUGCUUCGUCAUGAGUUUAGCCGUGACGGACCUGCAGUUCGUCCUGACUCUACCGUUCUGGGCCGUGGACACCGCUUUGGACUUCAGAUGGCCGUUUGGAAAGGUGAUGUGCAAGAUCAUCAGCUCGGUCACCACCAUGAACAUGUACGCGAGCGUGUUCUUCUUAACAGCCAUGAGCGUUGCGCGCUACUGCUCCCUGUCCUCAUCCCUACGGAUGCAGUGUCCCAAAACGGCCUCGGCUGAGGUCAAGUGGGCCAGUUUGGGAAUCUGGAUCGUGUCCGUGGUGGCCACCAUUCCUCACGCGGUUUACUCAACCACGGCGCAGGUGUCCGACGACGAGCUGUGUCUCGUCCGCUUCUCGGAUUCUGGUAACUGGGACCCACAGCUGCUUCUGGGUCUCUAUCAAACCCAGAAGGUACUUCUGGGCUUCGUAAUUCCGCUGGUCAUUAUCUGCGUUUGUUACCUCCUCCUGUUGCGCUUCGUUCUGCGGCGGCGCGUCAGUGGAAUCCCCGGCUCGGACAGCGAGAGAGGGCGGCACAAGCGCCGCACCAAAGUCACCAGAUCGGUCACCAUCGUGGUUCUGUCGUUCUUUCUGUGCUGGCUCCCCAACCAGGCGCUGACCCUUUGGGGGGUGCUCAUCAAAUUUGACCUGGUGCCAUUCAGUAACGCGUUUUACAACGCGCAGGCCUACGCGUUCCCCAUCACCGUGUGCCUGGCGCACACCAACAGCUGCCUGAACCCGGUGCUUUACUGUCUGAUCCGUCAGGAGUACCGGAACGGCCUCAAGAAGCUGCUGUUUAGAGCCACUCCGUCCAUCCGGAACCUGGCCAAGCUGGUGUACCGGGGGAAGAAAGUGGCGGAGGCUCAGCCCGGCGUGUCUGUGGUGCAGAUGGAGAUCGGGAUGUGACGUGACCAAUGAGGAGAAAGCCAUUGGGACUCGUUUGAACUUUCGAAUGCAUUUAUGUAUACAUCUGCAACGUGGACUUUCAAAUAUCAGACAUUGCUGAUAUGAAAUAGCAUUGCAUUGAUAAAACAUGAACAUCAAAAUUCUGGACACAUUUUUU
Carassius carassius (crucian carp) is the source of this 1696-nucleotide messenger RNA. RefSeq names its product relaxin-3 receptor 1-like. The transcript has a single exon. Lineage: Eukaryota; Metazoa; Chordata; Actinopteri; Cypriniformes; Cyprinidae. Gene Ontology annotation, biological process: G protein-coupled receptor signaling pathway; immune response. Gene Ontology annotation, molecular function: G protein-coupled receptor activity. Gene Ontology annotation, cellular component: membrane. The record is from RefSeq and is a predicted model, not a curated record. The coding region runs from base 340 to 1539 and encodes 399 amino acids.